Molecule: messenger RNA, 1802 nt
Organism: Fusarium oxysporum Fo47
Lineage: Eukaryota; Fungi; Ascomycota; Sordariomycetes; Hypocreales; Nectriaceae
Exons: 1
Coding region: 402-1667 (421 amino acids)
Source: RefSeq, a predicted model, not a curated record
AGUGGGUCCAUCUCCAAAUCUCCAAUUCUGAGGCCCAAGAUGAACAUGUCUUCAGACUUAUCAAUCGGAUAAACGGGUGUAAGCACGUCCUCGAAAUGACGAAGAAUAAGCUUAGCUCUACACGGCUUAAAUUCCGCUUAAAAAUGACUACGCCAUGAUCUAUUUCCAGGCCGGGGUCGGAUCGGAUGUCACCAUUUUUUUUUACAUACGCCCUACAACAUGUCAACAAGCUAGGGAUGGUAUGGAUGGAUGGAUCAGUCAAUGGGUCAAUCACAACAGGGCGCAGAUGGACAGAGACAGAGAUAUAAAUCCUGGGGGUCAGCUGAGUUGGAUUUUGGUCAAUUCUCAUCACUCUGAGCUUCACUUGAAUCACUCAAACUUGAACCUCUUCAUCACCUACAAUGGCAGCCAAGGUUCCAUCGUUUGUUGACGUUCAAGUCACAAAACUACCCAACACUCCCCCAGAGUAUGAACAUCUCGGCAUUCAUCGAAACGGAGGCAUUCAUCCUUGGGGCUCAGCACAUGCACUGGCCUCAACUCUGAAAGGAAAAAUGACAAAGAAACCAGAAGUCCAGAUCCUCAUCAAUGGCCACUUCAACUCCAAGGUGUACACCACCAACUCUGAAGUCUCUGGCGUCGUCAACAUCACACCUGCUAGAAACACUCGCUACGAUCGACUUGACAUUUCUCUUGAUGGACUUAGCGAGACGCGAAGGGAUGGUCCUGACAUGACACACAUGACAUCUCAUCGAUUCCUUCGCUUAGAGAUGCCAAUCGACGAGUAUCCUGCUGAAGUCCUUGAAGCUGGCGUCACUUACACAUUUCCCUUCAUCUUCAAUAUCCCAGCCCAUCUCUCCUCUAAAGCAUGCUCCCACAAGACCAACUCCGAAGACGUCUGGGAGCGACACAUGGCAUUGCCUCCAACUCUCGGCGGCUGGGAAAAAGACGACAUGGCACCUGAUAUGGCACGAGUAACAUAUAGCAUCAAAGCCUAUGUCCUCACGCGAGCCAGGCAGGGAUUCAACAUUGCCCUCGGCAACUCCCAUGCCAUCAACGUCAUGCCAACGUCUUUCGAGGAGCCUCCUCUGAACAUCACCGAGCGAGACGAUUUAUACAAGAUUGAGAGGUCCAAGAAGGUCAAGAAGAACAUCUUCUCUGCUUCACAGGGUCGAAUCUCUGCAGUGGCGGCUCAACCAGCUGCAAUUCAUCUCACCAAAGAGGGCUACGAAGCUAGCGGGUCUUCAAUUCCCAUCAGUUUCACUUUUGAACCUUCUGCUGCUGAUGUAAUUCCUCCCCAAUUCACAUCUGCUUCUCUCAAGAUCCAAGCGCAUACUUGGUUCCGCGAUCAACCAAUGAUGAACCUACCAACACAAGGAUCUUCAGUUGCAAACUUUGGAUAUCCAUUCUCAGUGUCUCUCCCAAAAGCCUCUCCCAAGGUCCAAUGGACUCAGAAUGUCGACAUGACAAGCACCAAGGAUUCACCUGUUUUUCACACAGCUACAGUCGAAGUUCCCUUCAAACUGCCUACAGCUGACAAAAUGUUUGUCCCAACAUUUCACUCCUGCAUUAUUUCACGAGCAUACACCGUCAAGGUCGUUUUGGAGGGCGACGUCAAGAUUGACUUGACAGUCCCUGUCCAAGUGGUUAUGGGAACACCCGAUGUCUAGGAAACUUUCGUUAGUGUUGCUUUGGGCUAGUUUGGCGUUUUCAGGAUGCUCCAGUUUGACGAGAGAUGAAAAGAUAUCCAGGCGAGCAUUAUCCGAUAGAGUUAGAUUUAUUAAUAGUAAUUGUUUGUCAUGCCG